UGCAGAUUCCGCUCUACUCGCAAUUAGUACUGCUCCCUCGUGUUGGGACGUUAGGAGCUAUUGAACUGAUGAAGUUGUUUUUAAUUAACUGAUCAAAAACCAUACGUCAUGAAUAUCAAAUAUUUACAUAUUUCUUAUUAGUUUGGAGUUAUGUCAUAUAUAAAGCUGUGAAUUAAAAAAAACUAUGUUGAGCUCCACCGCUUCUGAUAAUUUAGCCUGUACUGAUGAAGUUAAAGUUUAUGAGGAUGAGGGGGAAGAAGAAGAACAACAAAAAUCUUCGGAAAACCUAACGGAAGAUAAAGUUAGGUUGGUUAUCGAGAGCGAAACUCAAAUACCAAAACUAUUUGAUUUAUUUGGAAAAAAUGGUGGAGCUUCGUCAUUGUUUAAAAUGCCAUUUCCAACUGAUCCACGAUUGGCUAGUUAUUUUCUACCUGGUUAUCCUGCUGCUAUAGCAGCUGCUAUGGCAGCUAUGAAUGCUGCUUCAUGUUCUCUAUCGUCGUCAUCAUCAUCGUUAUCAUCAACACCUUCACCAUAUUUGUCAACAUGUUGUUCACCAUCACCCUCAUCCUCUUCUAUACCAUCAAUCAUUAAACCGACUUCAUCAAUAUGGAAUAUGAAUUCAGCUGCAGCUGUUGUUGCAGCGGCUGCGGCUGCUGGUACAGCAUCAUCUUUUUGGUCAACUGGGUGUAACACUGCUGCUGCCGCCGCUGUCGGUAGUGGCGGCGGUGGCGGUGGCGGUUCCUCAUCCACUUCGUCUGGUUAUGCAAGUUCCGAUGGUAGUGCAGGUGGUAGUACUACUGGUAUGAAUGGUUCAAAUUGGUUGCAUCAUUCAGCUAUAUCACCAGGGAAUAGUAGUAAUAGUGGUAGUAAUAGCAUAAUAAGUGGUACUAGUAAUUGUGGUGCCAGUUUCAAUUUCUCCCCAUAUCCCUAUCCUCGUCAACAUCAUUUAUUCAAUCAGAAGCAUUAUUUACGCACAUCGAAUGAUGAUGAUUUGUUGAUGUGUAUGAAAAGAGAAUCACCAAAUUUUGAUCGAUCAUUCUAUUUCUCACAUAAUCCUAAUAAUAAUGUAUCAUGUGUAGAAAAUGCACCGAUCGAUUAUAAUUUAUCUGGUCAAAUUUCACAAUUCUCUAAUUUAUACAAUGAUCAUUAUCCAAUGAAGAAUUCUACAAGUUUAACCAGUCAAUUUCCAUCAUGUGUUCCUAAUCCAUUCGGUUUAAUACCAUUUUAUGAUUCAUUCAGAUGUGGUGCAGCAGCAGCCGCAGCCGCCGCCGCCGCUGCCGCUGCUGCUGCAGCUGCUGCAGCUUUCUCUCAAAAAUCUCCAAAUGAAACCAUAGUUCAACAUGAUCAUGAUAUUUUAAAAUUAAAUUCAAACUAUUCACCAAUCAAUCGAAACAAUACAAUCGAUAGAUUUGAUUUAAGUUUGGAAAAUUAUAAAAAUUAUAUGAAUUCAAUGGAUGCUAUGAAUGGUAGUAUUACUAAUACUACUAGUAGUAGUACUUCUAAUCAUACUGUUACCGGUUUACAUCUGAAUAAAUCCAAUCAUUUGUCAUCAUCAUUAUACGCCAACACUUAUCAACCGAAUCCUUCAUCAACGUUGUCAUCAUCAUUGUAUCAUCAACAGCAGCAACAACAGCAGCAUGUUCGUCAACCGAAAGAUUUCCCGUCUAUUCAUAUGAAUCUAUUCAAUUAUCCUUCAUAUGAUACACCACAAGCAACGAAUGGAUUGUCAAUACAAGAACAUAAUCAAUCACCAUUAACAACAUCUCGUUAUCGUUCACUGGACAACUCAAUGGAUCCUCUACCCAAACUCCAAAAUUCAUUAUCCAUAGGAUCUGAACACCUGUCAUCAUCAUUAUCAUCUUUUCCAUUAUCACCGCCGAAUGAAUCUGUUCAACGUAAUCCAGCAUCAUUAUCCUCUCCUGCUUCAACAACAACGACAACAACAACAGCAUCAUCGAAUUUCUAUUCUGUGACAGCUUGUGCAGCAGCCGCCGCUGCUGCAGUUGUAGCUGCAGCUGUCGCCUCUUGGAGUGGUGGUACAAACUCGCCAAAAACAUCAUCUCAUAAAUCUUCUUCUACGUCUUCUUCAAAUAGUCAUCAAAAUUCACCAUGUCCUUCAUUGAAUGCUAAUAACAAUAACAAUAACAACAACAACAACAACAACAACACACUAUUUGCAUUAAGUCCAUCUGGAUCAAUCAAUAAAUCGUUAAUUUUCAAUCACCUACAAUCGGUGAAAUCACCAAACAGUAGCAGUAGUAUGAUACCAUCACCAAAACUAAAUCAUAAUAAUCAUGGUCACAAUCAGAAUGCUAGUUUAUCAUUAUCUCCUGGUGGUAGUAGUCGAACGUCGAAUUCAACUAAUUCUACCGCUGUCAGUCCUUAUUCUCCUGGUAUGUUUGCUGCUGCUGCAGCCGCUGCACAUAUGCAAUUAUUAUCAGCAGCAGCAGCUGCCGCUGCAACAUUCAAUACAAAUUUAUCAUCAUCAUCAUCAACAACAUCAUCAACAACAACAACCUCGUCGAUGCAUCAUCAUACAACUCCAUUGACACCAUCAUGUACAACAGCAACAACAGCAGUAACAACAACAACUUCAUUGAAUCAUAAUGAAUUUGGAUUUGACGAUUCUAUCAGGGAGUUAAAAUCAGUCACCUCAGUAUCAUCAUCAUCCUCUUCGUCAUCCUCGUCUUCGUCGUCAGCUAUUUCUUUGUCGGAUCUAUCUGCAUUGACAUCAAUGCAGAAUAGAAUGAUUAAUCACAAUAAUACUUCACAUAUGAAUACAAAUGAUAACAAUCAUUGGAGACGUCAACAAGCAGCAGCUACAGCAGCAGCAGCUGUAGUAGCUGCUGUAGCCGCCAGUGCUAUGAUUGGCAAUUCAACAACGAAUUCCAAUGUUGUCGAAGCUGAUGUGAAUGUUAGUAGCAGUUGUAGUAGUGUUAGCGGUGCGGGUGCUGGUGCUGGUGGAGUAGAAAGGCGAACACGAAAAAGAAAUACUAAUCAUCAUAUUAUACGACCUAUAUUGGAUCGAACUAAUUCACCUGGACUAUGGUCUAGUCGAAAUCAUUUGUUUAGUUCAAGAUCUCGUGAUCGUCGAAAUUUUGAUUAUGUAAAAGCUUUAACAAAAUCAGCAACUAAUCCUUCGAAUAAUACUACUAAUAAUAAUAACUAUCCUUACAAUAGUCGUAAAACCAUUCCAUCCGAUCAUAAUGAAGAAGUUCUAUCUUUAGAUAAUAAUUAUAAAGAAAAUCUUAAGAAAAAACUAUCCAACAAUCUUAUGUCACCAACAUCCUCAUCAACCUGUUCAUCUAAAGGUAUACAUAUUAAAAAACCAUUAAAUGCAUUUAUGUUAUUUAUGAAAGAGAUGCGUUCACGUGUUCAAGAAGAGUGUACAUUGAAAGAAUCCGCAGCAAUUAAUCAAGUAUUAGGUAAAAAAUGGCAUGAAUUAACACGAGAAGAACAAACCAAAUAUUAUGAAAUGGCUAGACAUGAAAAAGAAUUACAUCAACAAUUAUAUCCAAAUUGGUCAGCACGUGAUAAUUAUGCUUAUCAUGCUAGACGACGUAAACGUCGACGACAUUUAUUUCAUAAACAUGGUCUACAUAUACGUGGAACAUCACGUCAUAUUAUGAAUAAGCCAAUGACUGGUGUAUUACGUUCAGCUGAUAAAUCGUUAUCAUCAUCAUUUUUAUUAAUGAAUAAUUCAACUUUAAUGAUAGAUAAAUCUAAAGUAAAUACAUCAUCAGUGAAUAAUAAUAAUAAUGAUAAUAAUAAUAAUAAUCAUAAAUGGAAUGGUUAUAAAACAUUUCCACUGGAUGAUAGUACUAUCAACCAAUCAAAAUGCGAUUCUUGUAUUCUUGAUCAUUCACCAAACAGUCACAAUAAUAAAAUGCAUUCAACUGAUUUAUUAUCUUCAAUGAUAAAUCAAACUAAUUCCAAAAUACAAACUGAUCAUUUGUCAGAUGAUGCUGGCGGUAAUCAUCCACAUCCUCAACAGCAUCGAGCUCGUCAUCAUCAUCAUCAUCCUCAUCACAGUAGUAGUACUAGUGGUAGUAAAUGUUCUUCUCCACACCGACCUCCAUCUAUAUCACAACUACUACCUGUUAAUACGACUACUACUACUAAUACUGUUACAGAAUUCUCUUCCACUAAUCAACACAUCUCUCUAACAACAACAAAUUCACCAUUGUGUAUGAAAAAACAAAAUCAUUCAUUCUCUAUGCGAACAUCAUCUAUUUCCUUGCCGUCAUCAUGUUCAUCAUUGGCAUCCGCAGCCGCCGCCGCCACUACCACCACCUCUUUCUCAUUGUCAUUGUCUAAACAAACUACUACUACUAGUAGUAGUAGUCUGUCGAAACAAGAUCCCUUCGUAACUAUGUCCUUGAAAGAACAAGAUAGUGGUAAUUUCUUAGGUGCAGGCGGAGGAGUAGUAAGACCUGUGAAAUCAAUGAAUAUUGAUCCAGUUAAUUAUAAAACAUUGAGUAAUGGUGGUGUUGCUGUUGAUGAUCACCAACAAUAUCUACCUAAUAUGAAUAUCGAUUCUCCUCUAUUCUCGCAUUUCUCUACUAUUCACAAUGAUGAUGAAAUGCAUAAAUUUCCACUGAUACAUGGUUUCAAUAAAAAAUCAAAGCCUCAUUUCGAUGCCAGCAGUAAUAAUAGUCGAGUUAAUAAGAUGACCACUUUAACUGGUGAUGAAAACAUUAUAAUCACAAUACCGUCUUCUAUUUCAUCAACCACUGGACUAUGUACACGAAAUCAUCAAAACAAUCGAUUAUACAGUGAUGAAUCAUCCGUGAAUUAUUUCAUGUCUAAUGAAUUUAUUGAUCGUGCUACUACUAAUACUACUAACAAUAAUAAUAGUAGUAUUAAUAAUAAUAAUAAUAAUACAAAAAAUAAUCAUGAUAUAUCGAAUUUAUUACAACAUUCCACCGGUUAUCCAUUUUUACAUUCUAAUGUAAUUAAUGGUAAACGUGAUGCAUUGUCUGCAUUUUAUCCUUCCUCCUCCUCCUCUUCCACCUCCUGCUUCACUUCUUCUUCUUCUUCGCUGUCAUCUUCAUUGAAUAAUUAUCACAAAUCAAUACAUUCCAAAGAGUAUUAUUCUUCAAUGUUACCGCCUAAAUUUACUGACAUGAUUAAUUUAUCAUCAUCAUCAACAGCAGCAGCAGCAUCGUCAUCAUCAUCAUCAUUAGAUAAUGCAGUUCGAAACCCGUCGUAUCCACUCAUACCAACUGAUUAUCAAUCUAAUAAUUAUCGAUAUUCUACACAUUUCAAUCAUUUACCUUAUACAUCAUUGCCUUCAAAUCAUUUAUCUACAUUUCCUGGUACAUUACCUUCACAUUUCAUGUCUAGUUUUGGUCUUGGUAAUAGUAUUAGUAGUAGUACUGGUAAUAGUAGUAGUAGUAGUAGUAGUAAUGGUAAUAAUAAUAGCAGACAUCAUAAUUCAUCAUCAUCAUUAUCAUCUAUAUCAGAUAGUCAUUUUAAAACAAAUACAAAAAAUAAUCAUUUGCCUCAUUCAUCUAUACCGACUACUGUAUCGGCGGUAGCUGCGGCGGCUGCGGCGGCCGCUGCAGCAGCAGCAGCUAUGAAUGGUAAUGAAAUUUCCGGUGGUAAUUUGAAAAAAUGUCGUGCUCGAUUCGGGUUAGAACAUCAGAAUAUGUGGUGUAAACCUUGUCGUCGUAAAAAGAAAUGUAUACGAUUUAUUUCGGAAGUGGAUUCCGAGGAUGCUUCUCAUGGAACAACAUCCUCCUCAUCAGCAUCAUCAUCAACAUUGUCAUCACAGCAUCAACAUCAACACCACCAACAACAACGUCAACAAACAGGAAUUCAUCAUGCAUCAACGAAUCAUCAUUUUGCUAGGCAAAAAUUAACUAAUUUUAUCGAUCCAUUUAUCCAUCCGUUACAUUUAUCACCUCAAUCAAAUAUUCCCAACCAAUCAUCGAAAUUUCAUGGAUUUCCUUCAAGUUUUUUAUGCCCAUCUAUAAGUUCUAAUAAUAAUAAUAAUAAUAACAGUCAUAUAACUAAUGAGCAUACAUUAACAUCAUCUGAUUUAAGUUUACGGUUGAAUCAUCAUCAUCAGCAGCAGCAACAGCAACAACAACAACCACAUCAUCGAAUUCCAGGUUGUUAUCCAAGUAAAUCAUCUGCAUUUAUCAAUCCUUCAAUGUCAUCUCAUUCAAACUAUUCAAUGUUCAAUUUGUCAACAUCACCAUUUCCAUUGAAAGAUUCAUUUCAUUCAUUGAAUAAUAAUUCACUAAUUGACGAUUUAAAUGUUAAACUAACACCAUCAUCAUCAUCAUCGCCGCCAACACGACAAACACCACGGAACUCGUCAUCAUCAUCAUCAUUAUCAUCUAGACUGAAUUCAUAUACUACCGAUGAGUAUUUAUUAAAUUGUCAUGAAUCCAGACUGUCGGCCGCUGCUGCCGCCGCCGGCAACAAUAAUACUACUAAUAAUAAUGUCGAAUUUACUUUUAAUAAACCUCAUCCAAUUGAUUUUAGGAACAAUAAUAAUAAUAAUAAUACUAAUAAGUUCGACAGUAUGAACACAUUUUAUCCUACUAGCUGGUCUCAACAUUCAUCUGCUUUCAAAUUGUCCACAACAACGGUACCGUCAUGUACUGAUGCUUCAACAAUCAAUAUGACCAUGUCAUCAUCAUUAUCGUCAAUUUGUCCACAACCAUUGAAUAAAUACUCUGUAACAGAUUCAAUCAACCAGUCAACUGGUCAUAAUCAUUUCAAUGAAUCAAAUCAAUCUGAUGUACUGAAGAUUGUUACUGCUACUACUAAUACUACUACUACCACUACUACUGCUACCGUUUCAAGUGAUGUGAUGAAUCAUUUGACUAUAAACCAAUCGAAAUUAUCAUCCGAUCAAUUCACUGACCAAUCGAUGUUAUCAUCAUCAGCAUCAUCACUGACAGACAACGCAAGUGAUUCCUUACCUUAUCCUCCUCCUCCUACUACUACUACAUCUACCAAUCUAAUGUCAUGUGCCGUGUGCACAUCGUCAUCUUGUUUAAAUCUUGAAUUAUCUACGACAAAACCAAUGAAUAUGAAUGCAUUUAUUGGUGGCGGUGCUCUUCCAGUGGAAUGUUCGUUGUCGUCGUCGUCGUCGUCGUCGCUGUUACCGUCAUCGAAUACACCAACCUCUACCGUAUUGUCAUUAUCACCAUCAAUAAAAACCAAAUUCAAUGAAUAUUUAGAAAAGAAUAUGAAUGACCAGCCACCACCAUCGAAACGAAUUUGUUGUAAUUCACCACCACCAACAACAACAACAACAACAACUUCAUUAAAGCCAUUGAUUAAUAGUAGUAGUGAACGAUCGGUAGAAUGUUGUCAAUCAAAUUGUCAAAUUAUUCCUAUGACUAAUGAUGAUAUAAUGGAAUGCGAUUCUAACAUUAUUACUGCUACUACUGCUACUACCGCUGCUUCCGAUGCUGUUGACACGAUCACAACAACACAGUGUAAAUAUACAGAAUCAGUUCGAUUCGGUGUAGCUGAUUUCAUGGGGUUAAAUGAUCAUACUGAUAAUAAUAAUAAUGAUAAUAAUGAUAAUAGUAGUUCCAUUGUCAAUAACAAUCAUCAUCCUACUUGUGAAACAAAUCAAUCAUGA
Schistosoma turkestanicum is the source of this 7609-nucleotide messenger RNA. The record is from the annotation of a GenBank genome assembly. NCBI's taxonomy places the organism in Eukaryota, Metazoa, Platyhelminthes, Trematoda, Strigeidida, Schistosomatidae.